AUGUACCGCCAGAUACUAGUUGAACCAAGCCAGCGGUCACUACAAAAAAUAUUAUGGCGUUCUAGUCCUUCCGAAGAUGUAAAAGUUUACAAACUAAAUACUGUUACCUAUGGGCAAGCUUGUGCUAGUUUUCUAUCAAUUCGAUGUCUAUUCCAGUUAGCAGACGAAUAUGAAAAAAUUAACCCAGAUAUUGCGAAUAUCAUUCGUCAAGAUUUUUAUGUCGACCAUUUGUUGACCGGUGCGGAUUCUAUUCCAGAUGCUCAAUAUAUAUGCAAUGAAAUUUCAAAGGUCUUAAAAGACGGUUGUUUCGAGCUGCGUAAAUGGUAUUCCAAUGAACCUAGCGUUGUAAGUCAUAUGGAUAACGCUACUAGUUCUUGUGAGGUCUUAGAAUUCACCGCAGGGGAAAAGGCAAAAACCUUGGGUUUAACUUGGUCUUGUCAAGAUGAUUUUCUUAUGUAUCAUAUCGAAGAAAUUCCUUUUAAAAGUAAUUAUACAAAAAGAAGCGUUCUGUCAGUAUUAUCCAAGCUAUUCGAUCCUUUAGGACUCCUAUCACCGUGUAUUGUGCUAGCAAAGAUUUUCAUGCAACGCUUAUGGCUACAAAAGGUAUCUUGGGAUGAGCCAUUGACACUUUCCUUAUCGAACGAAUGGUCUAAAUUCUGUAAAGAUUUACCCAAUUUAAAUUCAUUGCAAAUUAGUCGUCAUGUCCUAGCUGAUUUUCCAAGUUCGUUAGAAAUACACGGAUUUUCAGAUGCCUCCGAGAGAGCCUAUGGGGCUUGCCUAUAUAUAAAAUCAAUUGAUUCAAAGGGUUUUUCAGUCAUCAACCUUUAA
Messenger RNA from Sitophilus oryzae (rice weevil), 828 nucleotides. RefSeq lists its product as uncharacterized. The record is from RefSeq and is a predicted model, not a curated record. Bases 1 to 828 code for a protein of 275 amino acids. Lineage: Eukaryota; Metazoa; Arthropoda; Insecta; Coleoptera; Curculionidae. The transcript has a single exon.